This is a messenger RNA of Megalobrama amblycephala (Wuchang bream), 2458 nucleotides long. Its product is annotated as complement C3-like. The record is from RefSeq and is a predicted model, not a curated record. Gene Ontology annotation, cellular component: extracellular region. Bases 220 to 2199 code for a protein of 659 amino acids. The transcript is spliced from 20 exons. Gene Ontology annotation, molecular function: protein binding. NCBI's taxonomy places the organism in Eukaryota, Metazoa, Chordata, Actinopteri, Cypriniformes, Xenocyprididae.
UACUCACUCUUCACUUUAUUUCUUUAGUCUGAAGGUGUUUUGACCAAACUGAAUGAAAAUCUACAAUUCAGUCCUUAUAAGAAAGGUGGUGAACAAGUGGAGGUUAUCAGGAGCCUUAUACUGAGGGACCAGGCACCUAACACACCUGCGAGCACAUAUGUAUCAGCGAUAGGAGAUAUAAUUAGUAUAACAAUAGAGGCGGCUAUUAGUGGUCAUGCCAUGGGGUCCCUGGUUGUCCAGCCUGGUGGCUGCGGGGAGCAGAACAUGAUUGGCCUAACGAUGCCUGUCAUUGCAACGCAUUACUUGGAUAAAACGAAUCAGUGGCACACUGUGAACGCCGGACUUAGGCAGACAGCUGUUUACUAUAUCACCAAAGGUUACAAUCAACAGCUGGCGUAUCGUAAAUCUGACGGGUCCUAUGGCGCAUGGAUUAAUUGGCCAAGCAGCACCUGGCUGACAGCAUAUGUUGCGAAAGUAUUUGCCAUGGCCAGUAACAUCAUAAACCUAGACCAGAAUGUGAUCUGCUCAGCUCUCAGGUGGCUCAUAUUGAACAAGCAGUUACCUGAUGGUGCUUUCAAAGAAGAUGCUCCUGUAAUUCACGGAGAGAUGACUGGGAACGUACGUGGGACAGACACAGAAGCAUCCAUGACGGCAUUUGUGCUCAUCGCCCUUCAGGAGGGGAGAAACCUUUGUGCUGGCCAAAUCUCAAGUCUGGACGGUAGCAUAUCUAAAGCCGUUGCAUACCUUAGAUCUCGGAUAUAUGGUUUGACGAAUCCAUACUCAGUGGCUAUGACAUCUUAUGCUCUAGCCAAUGGAAACGCACUUGACAAACAAGCCCUGUUGAGAAAAGCCUCUGCAGAUGGAAGUUACUGGCCCGUCCCUGGAAGCAGUAGCUUUACUUUGGAGGCUUCGGCCUAUGCGCUCCUGGCUCUUGUAAAAGCUGAAGACUUUCAGAGGGCAGCUCCCAUUGUAAACUGGCUCAACAGCCAGAGGCAGUACAAUGGAGGAUAUGGCACGACUCAGGCCACCAUUAUGGUGUUCCAGGCUGUUGCUGAAUACAGGAUUAAAGUGAAAGACAUAAAGCAGUUAGAACUGGAGAUGACGAUCCAAGUGGAAGGCAGCCGGCAGCCGAUUGUGUUGAAGUUCAGCAAAGAAGAUGCUCAUCUCGCACAAACAGCAAAGCUUCCAUCUAACAGACAGAUCACCAUCAGUGCCAAGGGUUAUGGAGAGGCCUCUGUAACUGUUGUGACUGAGUACUAUGCAACACCAAAAGAGAGUAGUGGCACCUGCAAGAACUUUGAGCUUGAUUUGACUUUUGAAAAGGAUGAUCAAGUGAGAUAUCAAGGAGCAACUGAGAGUUACAAACUCACUAUCACCACCAGGUAUCUGUCUGCUGACAGGGAUGCCACCAUGUCUAUACUGGACAUAUCAUUACUGACAGGAUUUGUUGUGGAUGAGAAUGAUCUGAAGGCGCUGUCAACUGGACGCGACAGGCUGGUUCAGAAAUUUGAGAUGAACAAGCAGCUUUCAGAGCGAGGAUCCCUCAUCAUCUACCUGGACAAGAUUUCUCAUAAAAGGAAAGAUUGGAUCACCUUCAGGCUGCACAGGAUUAUGAAUGGAGGCUAUAUUCAACCAGCAGCAGUCACUGUAUAUGAAUACUACUCUAUAGAAAAUCGCUGUGUGAAGUUUUAUCAUCCGACCAGAAAGGAAGGAGCUCUUCAAAAAAUCUGUAAGCAAGAUGUCUGUCAGUGUGCCGAAGAAAACUGCAGUCUUCAACGAAAGGAGAAAAUUCAGGAGGCUCAGCGUAAUAAGAAAGCAUGUGAACCAAAAAUAAAUUACGUUUAUAAGGCUGUUCUGCUGAGGGAAGAUGACGACGCUUCAACGGUUUAUUACAAUAUGAGGAUUGAAAGUGCCCUCAAAUCAGAGACGGAAAACAGCGUGGUGGGGAAGCAGCGCGUUUUCACCAUACAGAUCUCUUGCAAAGAAGCUUUGGAUCUGAAGCGGGGUGAGAGCUAUCUGAUCAUGGGCCAGUCUGAUGAUGUCCAACUGGAAGGUGGAAAAAUUCAGUACGCUCUGGGUGAGAGGACGUGGGUGGAGUUUUGGCCCAGCUUGGAGCAGAGCAAGAUAAGUGCUGAGCUCAAACAAAAAUACGAGGGCAUGUUGAGUCUCCAGCAGGAUCUGCGCUUCGGCUGCGGCUAAUCAGUCAAAACGGCCCUAAUGCCAGACUAAUGCUUUUGAUAACAAAAUAAUAAAUAUUACAAAACUCAUGAUAGCUUAAUUUUCAACUUUCAAUGUAUGUUAAACAUGAGUUUAUUUUGACUGUUGCUUUUUUUAGUAAUUAUCCUGUUACUCAGCCAAUUAAAUAAUGUAUACCAGCUUGACUUACAGAGCCAUUCUUAAGGCAGUGUUGUAACGCAUAUAUGCUUGAGCAAAUUUGCAUAAUAAAAGAAGUCUAUCA